UCGCAGCCACCGUACUUUUCUGAACGGGAAACGGCGUUUGUUUGUUGUGUUACCUGUUAACAUUAGCUAAAGACAUGGCGGAAUACGCACACGUAAAAUCUACCAAACUGGUUUUAAAAGGUCAUAAUAAAGGGAAAAAGAAGAAAAACAAAGAUAAGAAAAGAAAAGCCACAGAUGAAGAGGAAAGGCUUGAUAUUGUUGGUGGCUGGUGGUCUGUAAGCAGCUUUGGAGAAAUUACAGGAACAGUUGCCAUAGAGAUGCAGAACAAGUCAUACAUCCAUGCCCUGGAUACCGGUCUCUUCACACUUGGUUCACCACACAGAGAUGAUGAAGGACCAGAUCCUCCCGAACAGUUUACUGCCAUCAAGCUCUCAGACACACGGAUAGCCUUGAAGUCUGGAUAUGGAAAGUACCUCGGCAUCAGCUCUGAAGGUGUGGUGAUGGGGCGCUCUGAUGCCAUUGGCUCCAGGGAACAAUGGGAACCAGUCUUCCAGGAUGGUAAAAUGGCUUUCCUGGCAGCAAAUAGCUGUUUCAUUUCCUACAGUGACAACGGGGACAUUGUGGCCAAGAGCAAGACAGCAGGGGAUGGCGAGAUGGUGAAGAUCCGAACCUGUGCAGAACGAGAGGUCAAGCGUAAAGAUGACAUUGCAGAUGAGGACAGGGGCAACGUGAAGUCCUGCGAGAUCAAUUAUGUGAAGAAGUUUCAGAGUUUUCAAGAUCGAAGGCUCAGGGUUAAUGAGGGCGACGCCACUGUCCUAAAGAAAGCCAGGACGGAUGGAAAAUUUCACGAAGCUUUGCUCGACAGGCGAAGCAAAAUGAAAGCAGACAGGUACUGCAAGUGAAGAAUGUGGAUUGCUGUCAUGCCUUUGUAAAUGAAUGCAUUUUAUAGAUUUGAUCAUAUGACAUGGGAUUAUGACUGUGAGUGUUUUAUGUAUUUUGAAUAAACUUUUAAUGUUUA
Haplochromis burtoni (Burton's mouthbrooder) is the source of this 958-nucleotide messenger RNA. RefSeq names its product FSHD region gene 1 (gene frg1). The record is from RefSeq and is a predicted model, not a curated record. Gene Ontology annotation, molecular function: actin filament binding. Gene Ontology annotation, cellular component: striated muscle dense body; catalytic step 2 spliceosome; nucleolus. Lineage: Eukaryota; Metazoa; Chordata; Actinopteri; Cichliformes; Cichlidae. The transcript has 9 exons. Bases 75 to 842 code for a protein of 255 amino acids.